Molecule: messenger RNA, 2518 nt
Organism: Neltuma alba
Lineage: Eukaryota; Viridiplantae; Streptophyta; Magnoliopsida; Fabales; Fabaceae
Product: nitrate regulatory gene2 protein-like
Exons: 6
Coding region: 796-2238 (480 amino acids)
Source: RefSeq, a predicted model, not a curated record
GUAUUGGGUUGUACUGAUUUUCUUGUCGAAUCUACGUUGCUGCUUCUAAGGAAGGUUGGCUUUAUUGGGUUGACUACCUUGUGACUUCUCCCUACUUCAUAGCACCCGGCUGAUAUGUUGGGAUGAUAAGCGCGAUUUUGCUUUUGGACGCUUCACUGCACGAGCCUUAUGAGGAAUUAUGUCUGACACUUCAUGUCGUUUGGAAUCUUUUUCCUGAGCUCGUCUCUGGGAUUAUUCGUAGAGCACUCCUGCCUCUUCAACCCCAAGCUUUGGUUUCCCUUCGUUUAGUUCGGAUUUGAUGCUUACCACUUGACUCUGCCAUCCAUUUCCGUGCGCUCUCUGGAUCCUGUUUAUUUGAACUUCCUAUCUGUUGUUUCCUGCACUUCUUCUCUGUGCUUUUUCCCCCCCGCUGCAGCGGUUGUUGAUUCACCAAGUGGACGUCCAUUGUCUUCUUUGAUUAUUUGAUUAUGUUUUGAAAUUUGAUUUGGCUUUCUUUUAGCAGUAAUCGGUGCUGCUUGUUGCGCUGACGAUUUGACUAACAUAUUUCUUUAAUCUGUACUGUUCUUCCAUUUUAUGUUUAUGUCCAUUAAAAAAGCUGCGGUAUUAUUCUCAAUAAUAACUAUAAAACAUCACCACAUAAAUCUUGAUGCUAGCGAUUCUUUAUAACGUUUAAGCAUCUGGUUUCUCCGGAGAAGGGAUUUUUCUGGGCUCGGAUUCUCUCGGGGAUGCUGUUACUUGACAUAGUCCUACCUUUCUAAGACUGAGCACAAGAGAGCCAGAGCAACGUUUGGGAUAAUGGGAGCCUCAAGCUCCAAGAUGGAGGAUGAUAAGGCACUUCAACUAUGCCGUGAAAGGAAGAAGUUUGUUAGACAAGCACUUGAUGGGCGAUGCUCAGUAGCAGCUGCUCAUGUGUCAUAUGUCCAGUCACUGAAAAAUACAGGAACAGCUUUGAGAAAAUUCAUAGAAACUGAAGCACCAAUUCAGUCUUCCUUGUAUGCUUCCACUAAUGCAACAACAGAUCCCAUUGGUUUAACUGAGAAGACUCUUUCACAAUUCCCUGCCUCUUUGCAAUCUGUGUCUCAGCGUUUUGAUGCAGUAGAAUCCUCCUCCUCAUCUCCCUCUUCUCCUGGCUCUAGUAAGAUCCAAGCACAACAUAUGAAAUUUGGCAGUUUCUCUUCUAGAACGGUUGAAGAGAACCCUCCCGCUCAUUCUGUAGGAAUAGGAACAUCAUCAGGCACACCACAAAAUACCAUACCUGGCUCAAAUGAAAGGAAUGAAAUGCCAACAUUUGAUUACUCUUCUCAUCCGGCUGGAAAUCAGCCCUGGGAUUACUUUGGUGUUUUUGAUCCUGUUGACCAUCAAUUUUCUUUUAUGGAAGGGAAGGGAGGGCAACAAGAAAUAGGGAUACCUGAUGAUAUAGCCAAACUAAAGGCAGAGGAAGGGAUUCCUAAUUUGCAAGAUGCUGAAGAGAAGCAUUCUUCUCAUGGAAAGGAAGAUUCUCUUGAUUCUGAAGAUGAAUUUGACGAUGACCCAGCCCCAAAUUCCUUGGUCCAAAGAUUUGAAAAUCUUAACAGAGUUAAUUACAAUGUUGCAGAUAAUGAAUCACUUGCCCCAACCAAGCCUCUGUCAGGGGAUCCUGAAUCUGAAGUUGAACUCAUGAACGGAGAGAAGGGCAAUUCCCCAAAUUUAUCACCACUGGAAACAAUAUCGACUGUAGCUUUAAUGCCAACUGAAACAAAUAAGUCAGUGGAGAAAGAAAAUCAUAGUGAAAAUAAAGUUGCUCCGAAGGACUUAUUUUCUAGCAUGAAAGAUAUUGAAUUUCUAUUUAUAAAAGCUUCAGAAUCUGGCACAGAGGUUCCAAAAAUGCUUGAAGCAAAUAAGUUGCAUUUCCGUCCAAUAUUCCCAGGAAAAGAAACAGAUAAAUCCGUGGCAUCUUUAAUCUUGAAGGCAUGUUUCUCAUGUGGGGAAGACCCCGGUCAAGUUCCAGAAGAACCUCCUCAAAACUCUAUUAAGUACUUAACUUGGCAUAGGACGGCAUCAUCUCGAUCUUCUUCUUCAAGGAACCCAUUAGGAGCAAACUCUAAAGACGAUGUGGAGAACAUCACAAGUAAUAUCUUUGAUAAUUUCUGCAUGAUCUCUGGCAGCCAUGCAUCAACGUUGGACAGACUCUAUGCAUGGGAAAAAAAGCUCUAUGACGAAGUCAAGGCUAGUGGGUUCAUAAGAAAAAAUAUGACAUGAAGUGUAAAAUCUUAAGACGCCUAGAAUUGAAGGGAAAAAGAGCUCCAAAAUUGAUAAAACUCGUGCUGUCAUCAAGGAUCUGCAUUCAAGAAUCACAGUUGCAAUUCACAGGAUAGACUCUAUAUCAAAAAGGAUUGAGGAAUUGCGGGACAAAGAGCUUCAGCCACAACUUGAGGAGUUGAUUGAAGGUUUAAGAAUGGGCGAAUGUGGGAGUCAUGUUUGAAUGCCACAAGCUUCAAUUUCAGAUCAUGUCAACUGCCUACAGUAACAGCGCGCGCUA